Molecule: messenger RNA, 159 nt
Organism: Symbiodinium sp. CCMP2456
Lineage: Eukaryota; Dinophyceae; Suessiales; Symbiodiniaceae
Source: the annotation of a GenBank genome assembly
GAGCAGCCUUCAUUGCUGGAAGCUCAGGAGUCCGCAGCUCUAGGCUGUCCGCUUCUGGGCUGCGGGGAUGCGGCCCGAGCGGCCUUGCGCGCCGCCGGGGAGGCAGAGGGCGCUGAGGCCUGCCUCGUUCGGCUCCGGUCCUGCCACUGCAUUCAGAAC